Messenger RNA from Musca vetustissima, 501 nucleotides. RefSeq names its product E3 ubiquitin-protein ligase rnf8-B-like. Lineage: Eukaryota; Metazoa; Arthropoda; Insecta; Diptera; Muscidae. The transcript is spliced from 2 exons. The record is from RefSeq and is a predicted model, not a curated record. The coding region runs from base 1 to 501 and encodes 166 amino acids.
AUGACCGACUUGAAAGUCGAACGUUGUGUCCUUUGUUUGGACGCAAAACAUUUACCGGUUACAAUACAUUGCGGGCAUUCGUUUUGUGGUGAAUGUUUGAAACGAUACAAGUCCUAUAAAAAACAUACAUGGGCCAAAAAAUGUCCUAUUUGUCGCAGUGAAUUCAAGGAUAAGAAACGUAUGAAACCAUCUUCAUCGUUAGAAAUAUCCUCUAAUGCUACUUCAGUUGAUACAAUGAACGAAAAUAGUUUAUUGGAACAAUUUAUAGCCAUGGCCGCUGAUGAUGGUGAGGUUGCGAUAAAGGGGUUCCAAAGUCGAAUUUCAGUGAAUAGUAUUUCAGGUUCUGUUGACAAUUUCGAAGAAGGCAAUGAUGAUGAUUUUGAACCUAUGGACGAUGACGAUUCCGAUGAAGAUAUAUAUUAUUAUUUUGAAGAUGAUGUAUCUUCGUAUCAUAAUUUGGAAUCCAAUGAUGCAGAAAAUGUUAUUAUUGUUGAUGAUUGA